Brugia malayi is the source of this 3078-nucleotide messenger RNA. RefSeq lists its product as uncharacterized. NCBI's taxonomy places the organism in Eukaryota, Metazoa, Nematoda, Chromadorea, Rhabditida, Onchocercidae. The record is from RefSeq and is a predicted model, not a curated record. The transcript has 26 exons. The coding region runs from base 1 to 3078 and encodes 1025 amino acids. Gene Ontology annotation, molecular function: nucleic acid binding.
AUGUUUCUUUUUUUAGCUGUUAUGGCAUUGCUUGAUCCAGCUUCUAUAUCAUUGGGUGAGGAAGAGGAGGAAGGGGAAGAAGAAGAGCAGAUAUUGAAUGCAAGAUGUAUACCGACUGUUGGUGCUAAUGUUAUCAUCGAUGAUUCAACCGGUCAAUCGACAUCAAUCAAAAAUAAUCAAAUUACAAGGGAAUCGUCCUCGGGCACAGGUAGCAAUAGAAAUGAUCAUUAUUCGAAUGAAUCUGCUUCACUAAGUUUUACGCAACCUCAUUUCAUGUAUCAAGUUAUUCCAAAAGCAAAAGUAGCACCCGACAUGUGUGGAAGUGUAUGCAAAAUUACUGUAGACCAGAUUACGGAUUCGAUUUACUCGGAUUUCAUUAUUUUGAUGACUGGCGGGGAGGUGGUUCCACCAGCUGAAGAACAUAGACAAAUUUUAGAUGCAAUGGUUCAAGGAGAUGAUUAUACAGUAGCAUGUGAUGUAGACGAUGAAUUCCUUGGUCACCUCGAUUACGUGAUCGUUCACCUACCUUCCAUAAGACUUUUGCUAACCAGUGAACAACGUGAACAAGUUAUAGAAUCUGCUGUGGCACGAUUUAAAAAUGAUAAACAUCCAAUUGGUGCUUGCUUGCAAAUGCUACAGAAAAAUUAUAUCGGGUUCCCUUCCGUUAUCAGACUACGUAAUACGCUGAUGGAUUGUUUGAGUCGUUUGGUGAUAGCAGGAGAGGACGACGUAGAUUAUGCGGUGCCACGUUUGGGUAGCUCUAUCGCUCAAGGUUUUGCUGGUGAAGGCGUUUCUCAAAAUUUGUUGAAUACGGCUAUUCCGGACAAUGAAUAUGAUGUACUGGCACAAAUUCUAACCAGAAAAUUAAAAAUCGAUGAUGUUGAAAAUGUUGUUCUAAGAGAAGCUAUUAAGGCACGAAUGAAAGGAGGAUUGCUUAUUGGCGAGUAUUGGUCAGAGCCGAAUGAAUUUUUAUCAUCUGGUUGGCGUAUUCGAUUACGUGAUUCCGGAAAAAUUGUUCCACGAAUUAGUGAAGUUGAUGAUAUUUGGCGACGAUGCUACGAAACAAUGCCAGAUUGCACACAAAAACAAAUGUUAGCUUUUCUGGAGGAAAGAUAUGUGGGUGUAAGUUUGAAAACAAAACACCGAACAGCAACGAAAGAUAUUCUACUGAAAGGAUCACGAGUACAAUUUCCAAGUAGACCACGUUGUAUUGGAAGUAAACCUAUGCAAUAUGUUCAGAUUGAUAUGGUUGAAAUGGAAUGUUCGGAAUAUGGAGAUCGUUGUUAUACUAUGGCAUUAAUUGUAACCGAUCUUUACUCUCAUUUUGUAUUUGGUCGAGCAUUAGCUGAAGCACCGGAUACUUCGUUGCUUGUUCGACAUUUAAUGGAUAUUUUUGGAGCUUUUGCCCCACCAGAAGCUUAUCGAACUUAUACAAAUGAUGAAGUAAUUGGUCUUGUUAUAUCGGAUAUCGAGAAAUUGUUCAAAAUCGAAAUUAAAAAUAUUGGACGCGGUGUAAUGAAUCAUACUAAUCUUUGUGCUAGUAUGUAUAAGCGUGCAGCGGAAGAACUUGGUGGCCGUGAACGUUGGGUUGAAGCACUUCCAUUUGCAGUUAUUGAUUAUAAUCAGACUCCGGUUAAAUGUUUUGGUGAUCUUCGAAUUUCACCAUUUGAGAUUAUGUUUGGUCGAAGACCUUGGCGAAAUCAUAGUAUUCCACCAUGGGUACGCGGUGCUUUAUAUAACGAAAAUAUGAAUGAAACGAAAGGUUAUGCGGAAGAAAAUCGUGUGGAGAGUAUGAGCGGUGCAACAGAAAUGUGUCUGAUACGUUCUACUACACUUCCACGACGUCCUGAAGUUGAGGAACGAUUAGCUAAUGUGUAUUUAAGCGAAGUAUCUAGUAAUCGUGCUAAAAUUUCCUGCAUACUUGGCCGUUAUCCAGCAAAAUUCAAUGAUUCAGGUCAUGUUGUCGAUCCGGGUACUGGUUAUUUGUAUGAAGUUGGUGACUGUGUGUAUCUUCGUAAUUUUGAACAAGACGAAGCAUAUAUUGAUCGUCCAAAAAGGCGUCACAAUGAGUCAAAUUAUUAUCGUGCAAGUAUUAUUGAAGUGGAUUAUCAGAAUCCGGAUUUUAUGUAUAAAGUAUGCUACUGGAAUGAUAUCAUUGAUAUUGAUCAUCUUCCACCAGAUCAAUGGCCCGGUGAAGGGUCUUUAUCAGCUUGGGUUUCACCCUAUGAUGUUGCUCCUUCUACUGCUGAUCUCGCAAGACGUAGAAAUGUCGUAAGGCGUCGAGAACUAGAAUUUCAAUGUAAAUGCGGUUAUGAUUUCUGCGAGUUAGCUUAUAAUCAAAAUUGUCCAUAUAAAUUGUCACAAGUUUGUUGCCAACGACUUAAAAUGAAUUGUCUUUAUCAUUCUCGUAUAAAAGCACCACCAAUGUUGCGCCCAAAGAACCUAGCUGCACCUGUACUUAAAUUAGCAGCAGGUGGAGAACGAAGAUUGCUUGCAGUACCGAAGCGAAUGAAAUCUGAAGUCGAUCAUUCAAGCUCUCGUUGGGUUUUUCAAGGAGGUCGUUAUAUUGAACUAUUUCCAAGUUCAUCGAGCGCAACUUCAUCAUUAUUAGGACGAGAUGACCAGCAGAGUAAUGUUCACUUCGAUUAUGAUGUUGGAGCAUUUUCAUCUAAAAGAAGAAGAUUGCAGGUUCAGUAUGGUAACGCUUAUUAUUCGAAUUUUGUUUAUGAUGGAAAUCCAAUGAUUUCGAGGAUUCCUACUGAUCGUUCAUAUGGAUAUCAAGCAGUGGAACUCUAUGAACCGAAAGAUAAUCUAGUAAUUUCAAAUGCCAACGAAUUGGAAGGAUUAGAUGUAGAUGAUGAAACUAUUGAUGUUUCUUCAAAUGGACAGGAUGCGCCUCCCUCCGAAAUUCUUUCGAACCAGCCAAUAUUUCUUGCUCGAGAUGAUUCAAAAAGGACAGCAGAAGCUAGGAAUGGUAAAAUGCAGAAAAUUCAACAGAACCCUUUGCAAGUUGAUGUUCUAUCAAUGAGAAGCACAAAACGUAUAUCUGCACCUCCACAGCGAUUAAGUCCUACAUAG